CUUUCGAAUGCUGCACGGCGUAAUACGCUCCUCCGUAACCGCGCUCAUUCUGCCAAUGUAUUGUUUUCGCGCGACUGUAAUCAAACAAAAGCCGUCUCUGUAUAGGUGUUGCUGCAAAGGGAAAUACCUCGCGCCAAUCGAAAUGCCAACCAUUGCUGCGAUGGUCACCCAAGUUCACCACUACAGGCUGACCAGCAGCAACCUGUUUUCGUUUGCACAUUCACCUUGAGCGGAUCGCGGAGCUGCUAGACGGUUGCUGCGAUCGUUCGCGGCAGCAGCAAUCAGUCGAUCUUGAUCCUGCCUGGGGUAACGAUCGUCAUGGCAAAGGUGGUGGAUUGUGUGCUGCUGCUGCUGCUGGCGUUCAUUGCCGUUGUUCGUGGACAAGAAGCUUGCCGGACGCCCGAUCAUCGCGAUGGAGUGUGCCACCCGGUACAGCAGUGCCCGAGCGUAAGGGAUGAGUUCUUCAAUUCCGACCGGGUGCUGAGCGAGGACGAGAUCGACUACCUGCGCAAGCUGCAGUGCAAAACGAAGGACGUGACCAUCUGCUGCCCGGACGGUGUGACGACUGUGGACCGUAAUCCGACGGCCGUGCGCGACGGCCUGCCGAACCCGAAAGCGUUCGAGUGUGGUUUGGACACGCUGGCGGAUCGGAUCAUCGGCGGUAACUAUACGGCGAUCGACGAGUUCCCCUGGUACGCGCUGCUCGAGUACCAAUCGAAGAAGGGCGAGCGGGCGUUCAAGUGCGGCGGCUCGCUGAUCAACGGACGGUACGUGCUGACGGCGGCCCACUGUCUGGCCAACAAGAAGCUGGACGAAGGCGAACGACUGGUUAACGUGCGUCUCGGAGAGUACAACACCGCGACCGAUACGGAUUGUGCCGACGGCAACCCGGACGAUUGUGCCGAUCCGCCGCAAAACUUUGGCAUCGAGGCACAGAUCGUUCAUCCGGGGUACGAUAAGAACGGACCUUACCAGCAUCAUGACAUUGCACUGAUCCGGCUCGAUCGGGACGUUACGAUGAACAACUUCGUUUCGCCGGUAUGUCUUCCGCCGGAUGACUUCCCGCCUACCAGCCCCGGUCUUAACGUUACGGCGGUUGGGUUCGGACACACGGGACGACAGCGACACAGCGGCAUCAAGAAGAAGGCCCAGUUCCCGGUGUUUGCUCAGGAGGAGUGUGACAAGAAGUGGAAAAACAUUGAAGUCAUUGGGGAGCAGCUGUGCGCGGGCGGUGUGUUUGGGAUCGAUUCGUGCAGCGGCGAUUCCGGUGGCCCGUUGAUGGUAAAGCGGUUUUACUGGAUACAGGAGGGUGUCAUUUCCUUCGGCAACCAGUGUGCACUCGAAGGCUGGCCCGGUGUGUACACGAGAGUGUCGUCGUAUCUGGACUGGAUUCGGCAAAACAUUCGUCGUUGAGCGGUUGUUGUAACACAAAAAACAUUGAUACGAUCAACUUUACAUAAAAAUUCUAAUUAGCUUCUAAUAGUGUUUAAGCAAAUAAGUUGCAAAGUAGCGACGACACAUGUCAAAAACAGCCGUUGCUGAUGCAAAAUGAUUUUCAAUAUUCAAUAAAUCUUGUAGAAACGAAACACAUACUUUCAAACCGAA
Anopheles gambiae (African malaria mosquito) is the source of this 1605-nucleotide messenger RNA. Its product is annotated as CLIP domain-containing serine protease B10. The transcript has 3 exons. The coding region runs from base 319 to 1413 and encodes 364 amino acids. Gene Ontology annotation, biological process: proteolysis. The record is from RefSeq and is a predicted model, not a curated record. NCBI's taxonomy places the organism in Eukaryota, Metazoa, Arthropoda, Insecta, Diptera, Culicidae. Gene Ontology annotation, molecular function: serine-type endopeptidase activity.